CAACUGUAUCUAUCUCCUCUCUUCUUUUUAUUCUUCUCCCUCUUCACAUUAAGUGUGGACUCGCUCCCUCACUCACUCGCUCACUCGCUCAUUCACUCGCGUCUCUAACUCAGUGCUCUUCUUUACCCUUGCCUCCAUGGAUCCUACUCGAGCUUUUGUCAAGAGUGUCAGGCGUGUUGUCGUCAAGGUUGGAACAGCUGUGGUUACUCGAAGUGAUGGAAGAUUAGCGUUGGGAAGACUUGGAGCUCUCUGCGAGCAGCUUAAAGAACUAAAUACUAAGGGAUAUGAGGUUAUAUUGGUGACUUCAGGCGCAGUUGGUCUUGGCCGGCAAAGACUAAGAUACCGCAGAUUGGCCAAUAGCAGCUUUUCGGAUCUUCAAAAGCCACAAGGCGAAUUUGAUGGCAAAGCAUGUGCAGCCGUUGGGCAGAGUAGUCUCAUGGCUCUCUAUGAUAUCAUGUUUAGUCAGCUUGAUGUGACUUCAUCCCAACUUCUUGUGAAUGAUGGGUUUUUUAGGGAUACAGCUUUCAGAAAACAACUGUCGGACACUGUGAACUCUUUAUUAGAUUUAAGGGUUAUCCCCAUUUUCAAUGAAAAUGAUGCUGUUAGUACUAGGAAGGCACCAUAUGAGCACUGUCUGCAGGAUUCUUCUGGUAUCUUCUGGGAUAAUGACAGUUUGGCUGGUCUAUUGGCUCUGGAACUUAAAGCAGACCUUCUUGUUUUGUUGAGUGAUGUUGAGGGCCUAUAUAGUGGCCCUCCGUCGGACCCAAAAUCAAGGCUAAUUCACACAUAUGUGAAAGAAAAACAUCAAAAAGAAAUUACUUUUGGAGACAAGUCAAGAUUGGGAAGAGGGGGCAUGACUGCUAAAGUUAAUGCUGCUGUUUGUGCUGCUUAUGCUGGCACACCUGUGAUCAUUACUAGUGGCUAUGCUACAGACAACAUCAUACGAGUGCUUCAAGGAGAAAGAAUUGGUACUGUCUUUCACAAAGAUGCUAAUUUAUGGGCCAACAUAAAGGAAGUGAGUGCACAUGAACUGGCAGUUGCAGCACGUGAUAGUUCUAGACGACUUCAGGUCCUAAAUUCUGAAGAAAGGAGGAAAAUAUUGCUGGAAGUGGCUGAUGCAUUGGAGAAAAAUGAAAACAUGAUAAGGCUUGAGAAUGGAGCUGAUGUUGCUGAUGCAGAGGAGGCUGGAUAUGAGAAAUCACUGAUAUCACGUUUAACCCUGAAACCUGAGAAGAUCUCUAGUCUUGCAAAGUCUGUUCGCAUGCUGGCGGACAUGGAAGAACCCAUUGGUCAGAUUUUAAAGAGAACUGAGCUAGCAGAUAAACUCAUCCUGGAGAAAAUAUCAUGUCCUUUGGGUGUCCUCCUGGUUAUAUUUGAGUCUCGACCUGAUGCUCUUGUUCAGAUAGCUGCAUUGGCAAUUCGAAGUGGAAAUGGUUUACUACUUAAAGGAGGAAAGGAAGCCAAACGAUCAAACGCAGUCUUACACAAGGUGAUUACUGCAGUUAUUCCAGAUACAGUUGGUGACAAACUUAUUGGGCUUGUGACUUCAAGAGAAGAAAUUCCAGAUUUGCUCAAGCUUGAUGAUGUAAUAGAUCUUGUGGUCCCCAGAGGCAGUAAUAAGCUUGUUUCUCAAAUCAAGGAUUCAACAAAGAUUCCUGUUCUUGGUCAUGCUGAUGGAAUAUGUCAUGUAUAUGUUGACAAAUCAGCUAAUAUGGAUAUGGCAAAGCAGAUUGUUAGGGAUGCAAAGAUUGAUUAUCCUGCAGCCUGCAAUGCAAUGGAAACCCUUCUUGUACACAAGGAUCUGUCAAGAAAUGGAGGACUUGAUGAACUUGUUGCUGAACUCCAAGAAGAAGGUGUUAAACUGUAUGGUGGACCAAGAACCAGUGCCUUAUUAAACAUUGCUGAAACAAGCUCUUUCCAUCAUGAGUAUAGCUCACUGGCUUGUACGGUUGAAAUUGUAGAUGAUGUUUUUGCUGCCAUUGACCACAUACAUCAACAUGGAAGUGCUCAUACUGAAUGCGUUGUUACAGAAGACUCUGAAGUUGCUGAGGCUUUCUUAAGUCAAGUUGACAGUGCUGCUGUAUUCCUCAAUGCAAGUACAAGGUUUUGUGAUGGAGCACGCUUUGGCCUUGGUGCAGAGGUUGGAAUAAGCACAAGCCGAAUUCAUGCCAGAGGUCCCGUAGGAGUUGAGGGGUUAUUAACGAAUAGAUGGAUAUUGAGAGGGAGUGGGCAGGUGGUAGAUGGGGAUCGAGGGGUCACUUAUACUUUCAAGGAAAUGGCAAUAAAGCCAUGACUAUGCAGCCAGGGAUUAGUUUAAGUUUACUAUGGAUAAUUGUGGUUCACCUCAUCAGACCAGCAGCUUUUUUCUGUUCUAUUUUUCUUAUACAGAAACUGCUGUGAUGCUGGCACUGUAUAAUCUUAACUGCCAUUUACCCCUUUCCAGAUUUUUUUUUCUUACCUGGAGCAUGUUCAGGGGGAAGAAAAUAACUCUAUUAAUUAUAUUAUUUAGCUAUGUACUUCGUUGUUCUUUAAUAAAGUACUGUUUAAGACAGUGAAAAAUAGAAAUAUAUAUUGACUCUUGUCA
This is a messenger RNA of Gastrolobium bilobum, 2584 nucleotides long. RefSeq names its product delta-1-pyrroline-5-carboxylate synthase-like. The transcript is spliced from 20 exons. Gene Ontology annotation, molecular function: glutamate 5-kinase activity; ATP binding; glutamate-5-semialdehyde dehydrogenase (NADP+) activity. The coding region runs from base 137 to 2293 and encodes 718 amino acids. Gene Ontology annotation, cellular component: cytoplasm. NCBI's taxonomy places the organism in Eukaryota, Viridiplantae, Streptophyta, Magnoliopsida, Fabales, Fabaceae. The record is from RefSeq and is a predicted model, not a curated record.